Messenger RNA from Dermatophagoides pteronyssinus (European house dust mite), 1771 nucleotides. RefSeq names its product PTEN-induced putative kinase 1 (gene Pink1). The record is from RefSeq and is a predicted model, not a curated record. Gene Ontology annotation, molecular function: protein serine/threonine kinase activity; ATP binding. Gene Ontology annotation, cellular component: mitochondrion. Lineage: Eukaryota; Metazoa; Arthropoda; Arachnida; Sarcoptiformes; Pyroglyphidae. Gene Ontology annotation, biological process: positive regulation of mitochondrial fission; regulation of apoptotic process; protein phosphorylation.
GAGAUAAUUCCAAGUCGUAGGAAAUGUCUUCGUUAAAGUAUCGGAUCUUUAAUUUUAAAAAAUGAUUAUUUCCAAUUUUAAACGACAAUAUUCAGACAAUCGGUUCGUAAGAUUUAUGAUACGAAAUGCAUUUUUGCAGCCAUCACCUUGGUCGAUGCAGCAAUUGAUAUCGUCGUCCUUCAAAAGGACAAGAGCUUUUGUUCGACAUUUAUUGGGUCGUGGUUCAUCACUAUAUUCGUCAAAGAAGUUCAUCCCGAACAAUAAGAACAUCGUUCUCAUUUCGAAGAAUUUCUAUACACAAUCAAGACUUGUACGUCAUUUGUUUCGGCAGCGAGAACAUUUUACCCGUUUCUAUUUCGGUAAUUCUCCAUUUAAAACAUUCAAUAGACGCGUUUUUAAUGGAACCGGGCUCACAUUUGGUUUAGCCGGUAUUUAUUGUCGCGAUAGUGAUGGUUAUCCUGAUUUAUCCAAAACUUUAUCCCAUAAACCUCAGAGUCUCGACUUUAGAGACUUUUUCAAAACCGUGAAAAGUCCUAUAUUCGAAUCCGACGAACUUAGAGAUGAUAUAACCAAAGCUGAUUAUAUCGAGUUCGAUGAUUUUAUUUCGAAAGGAUGUUGUGGUGCUGUACACAAAGGAAAAAUCAAAGAUUAUGAAACCGAAAAAGUUAGAUACGUUGCCGUAAAAAUGUUAUUCAAUUAUGAUAUGAGCUCAAAUUCUAUAGCCAUCAUGAAAGAAUCGAUUAAAGAAUGUACACCAUAUCGCGGAACUUUUGGAACAAUUCCAACGCGAAAAGUUUUAUCUUCGCAUCCAAAUAUCGUUAAAAUUUUAUCAGUGUUUGUCGACGAAUUCAAACCCGUAAAAAAUAGUGAAAAUCAUUAUCUACAUGCGUUGCCACCAGCAUAUGGUGGUUUCGGUCAUAAUCGAACAUUAUUUGUUAUGCAAAAACUCUAUGAUAUGUCGUUGAAAACAUAUCUUAUUAGGAAUCCGUUUCCGAUGGAACUUUGUUCGUUGGCUAUAUUAACUCAAUGUUUUGAAGCUAUUGAUUUUUUAAAUAAAAAUCAAAUAGCUCAUCGAGAUCUCAAGUUAGAUAAUUUUCUCGUAGAAUUACCUAACAAUGAUAAUGAUUAUCCAUGGAUUGUCAUCACCGAUUUUGGACUCUGUUCAACAAGUCUAAAAAUUCCUUUUGAAACAGAUGAAGUUUGUAAAGGGGGCAACAAUGCAUUAAUGGCGCCUGAAAUCAAAACAGCUCAUCCACGAAAACGUGCAAUAUUAGAUUAUAGAAAAGCGGAUCUUUGGUCCAUGGCCACUAUUGCAUAUGAAAUAUUUGGCUCAUUGAAUCCCUUUUAUCGAAAAACGAUAAAUCAACAAGCUUUUGAUGGAGCAAAUUAUUGUGAAAAUGAUAUACCGGCAUUUCCAUCUCAAUUGCCUUUGUUGGCAUCGAUGGUGAAGCGAAUUCUUCGAAGGAAUCCAGACGAGCGUCCUUCGCCUUACCUUGUUUCGUCUUACUGUCAUCUUCUGUUACAAUAUGGACCGAAACAAAUGGAUGCACUUUUAGUGUCUGAAGAUCGCCAAUUACAAUAUCAAAUGUUGAAAAAUUGGUUCAAAUCAUUAUCGUAUCGAACAUUGUUUGAAAUAACAAAUGGACAUUUGUAUCAAAUCUCAAAUUCUUAUCGAAUGCAAGUAAUAUUUCUGGCUAAAUAUAAUAGUAAUCAACUUGUUGAUAUUAUUGAAAAAUCAUCAUUUAAGUUUAUUUAGUUUAUUCCGUGUUUA